Messenger RNA from Meloidogyne enterolobii, 1563 nucleotides. The record is from the annotation of a GenBank genome assembly. NCBI's taxonomy places the organism in Eukaryota, Metazoa, Nematoda, Chromadorea, Rhabditida, Meloidogynidae.
AUGGGAUUUUUCAAGCGUAAUAUUAACGAAAACAACAAAAAGCGGAAGUUACCAGCAACUGGCAAUACAAAAAAGGGGAAAUUUCUUCAACAAAAAGGUAAAAAUGAAAGGAAAUUUGAAAAUGAAGAAAUUCCUUCUGAUGAUGAGGGGGAAGAAAGAAGUAUUGAUUUAAAUCAAAGUAAUGAGGAAAAUUUAAAUGAGAUUGAACAAACUGAAGAAAAUGAUACACAAUAUGAAGAUAAUCAAACAUUGACUUUUCGGGAGGCUAAAAAAUUGGUUGAAAGUAUUGAGAUUCCAUCAGCUAGUCAAGAUUUGGAUGAUUUUGAGGGAAUUACUGAACCAUUAGAAUCUCAACAAAAAAGAAAGGAAGAAUUAAAAUCUGUACAAGCUCAUCAAAAAAUUGCUGACUCGAUUAAAAUUGAUGAAAAGAGCUCUUUUAGUUAUCGUCCUCACAAACUUUCCCCAAUUUGUGUUUGUUUUUCGCAUUCAGGAAAUUUUAUUGUUUCCUGUUCAAAAGAUGGAUCAAUUAUAAAAUAUGAUUUAAAAAAACGUUGUCGUGUUGGUGUUCUCUCUUCUAUUUUAUCCAAAAAUAAAAAUAAUUUAAAAUUAAAAUGCUCUCAUGUUGCCAAUGAAAAUCUACACAGAGGACGAGUAUUGAUUUGGGAUUUUGAAAAGCUUGUUUUUAUAAAAGAUUUUGAUGGACAUCGAGGUCCUGUCAAUUCUCUUCGGUUUAGACAAAAAUGUGAUUCUAUUGAAUUAUUUUCUGCAAGUACGGAUAGAUCAAUUAUUGUUUGGAAUAUGGAUGAGAUGGGUUUAAUGAAUAGAUUAUAUGGUCACCAAGAUGUAAUUGAACAACUAGAUAUUUUACAAUGGCCAAGAGUUCUUAGUUGUGGAGGAAUGGACAAAUCCUGUCGUCUAUUCAAAGUGAUAGAAGAAUCCCAUUUAGUUUUUAAUGGUUUUACUGAUUGUAUAAGUAUUGACUGUGUUGCUUUAAUUAAUGAAGAACAUUUUAUUUCUGGUUCUGCUGACGGUUCGUUGUAUAUUUGGUCAAUGUCAAGAAAGAAGCCUGUUUUUGUUAAACGAAAGGCUCACGGUUUUCAUUCAAUGCCACAAAUCCAAGACUCUAACAACGAAAUGGAUGUUGAUUUAAUGGAAAAUUUAAACACAAGAAGAGCCAACAAAUCCGUGGGGGAGCCAAGAUGGAUCUGUUCUGUAGCUGCUUUGCCUUAUACAGAUUUAGUUGCUAGUGGUAGCAGUGAUGGCUUCCUUCGUUUAUGGAGAGUGGGACAAGAUUGGAAAUCACUCGAUCAAAUUGCACAAUUUAAUAUGCCAGGUUUUAUCAACGAUAUUCGCUUCUCAUAUAAUGGAUGUUAUAUUGUCUGUGCAGUUGGCCAAGAACACAAACGCGGUCGUUGGUGGACUUUGAAAGAAGCUAAAAAUCGUAUUAUGGUCAUUUAUUUACAAAAAGAUCUUGAAAUGAGGGAAAUAGGAGGGGGAGAUGAGUCAAUUGAAUUGGAUGAGCCAAAUGUUGGUAGGGAAGAGGAAAAGGAAAUGAGAGAAUAA